This is a messenger RNA of Chironomus riparius, 1254 nucleotides long. The record is from the annotation of a GenBank genome assembly. NCBI's taxonomy places the organism in Eukaryota, Metazoa, Arthropoda, Insecta, Diptera, Chironomidae.
AUGAAUAAAUUAACUGCAAAUCCACUCCUAACACUUAUCCUUAUAUGCAUAGUCAUUAGAUCAUCACUAUUAAUAACCCUCAAUUGUCAAUUCAUCGACCUAGAGUUCUGCUCAUCAUCGACAUGCGUUCAACAGUGCAAAGCAGUCAACUUUAUAAUCACAAAACCAAACCAAACAGUCACAAAAAUAUUCACAAAUAUUCCUAAAAUUGAGGAAAUCAAAGUCCUCAAGAUGCAUGACCAGAUUAUUCAUCAUUUACCGACCAGCUUAGAGAAUUUCUUCCCAGAACUGAAUGUAUUGCAAAUUUGGUCAUGUGGAUUAAGGUCACUGUCACAAAAUGACUUAAAAGUAUUUGAAAAUUUGAAUGAAUUAAGCGUGUCUGGAAAUGAAAUUGAAGUUCUGCCUUCAGAUUUAUUUUCACAAAAUUCAAAACUUACAAAAAUUGACUUCAGCAGGAACAACUUAAAGCACAUUGGAUUCAAUCUUUUAACGCAAAUAGAUAGUUUAUAUUUUGCUGACUUUUAUCAAAAUUUCUGCAUCAGCGAUGGAAGUCGAAGCAGAAAGACAGAUUUGAUUAAAAAUUUAAGGAAAAGCUGCAAACCAACUCAAGAAAUGCUGAUCGAAGAUCUGACAACAUUAAAUGAGGAAGUCAAAAUGAUGAAAAAUGAACUCAAAGCAUGUGAGAAAGUGCAUAGAAGUCGACGAUGUGGAGAUGAUGAUAGAGGCAGAAUUGUUGGAUUGGAUUCACUUUUUCCAUCGAUUUUCGCAACUAAGGCUACAUAUUAUGAAGUCAACUUGGACAGAGUUGAGCAAAUACACGCGAAUACAAAAUUUGAAGACUGGUCAGGAUUAAAAGCUAGAAAAGUCAAUAAAACGCGAUCAUUGAAUGGCGACAUUUAUUUCUAUAAAGAUUUUGGUGACGAAGUGAUUGUGAAAAUUGAAGCUUCAAUUAAAAGAGGUGGAGUUUAUCAAAUGCUGCCUUACAGGAUACCAGAGAAGCCACUUUGCAAAUUUUAUAUGGAUGAAGAAUAUUUUUAUAAGGAACUAGCUGAAAAUUCAGAUUUUCCAAAAGAUGUUAAAACUGGAUGUCCAUUAAAAGCUGGCAAAUAUUCAUGGCGAUCGGUGAUUUUUAAUCUUGACAGUAUUCCAAGAGCUUUAAUAGUUUCUGGUGACUAUUCAGGGGAUUUCAUUCACAUUUUGGAUGGCGAAGAAAUUCUGCGAAUGCGAUUUUUUGCAAGCGUGGUUGCAGCAUAA